Maudiozyma saulgeensis is the source of this 849-nucleotide messenger RNA. The record is from the annotation of a GenBank genome assembly. Lineage: Eukaryota; Fungi; Ascomycota; Saccharomycetes; Saccharomycetales; Saccharomycetaceae.
AUGGUGUCUCUAGAAAAUUUGGUUAGAAGUCUAAAUACUGCUUUUGAAUCAAAGGAUUACGAAAGUUGCGAGAAGAUUAUCCCAUCAGUAAAAUUAGAAUUGAUUAAAAACAAAAUAUUUAUUCCUGACCUUAAGAAUAAUAAUGAACAGUAUAUUAACGAUUUAAACAUCACCAAGAAAAUUUUAGAGAUUGGUGCUCUAACAGAUAUUUUUCUUUCUAAAAAUGAAGCCUUCGAAAAUGAUUUUACUUUAUUAAGAAGCUUCUAUUUCUGUAAGAAUGAUAAGCUUUCCAACUCUGAAAACAAAUCUAAGAUUAUAUGCCUUUACCUACUAGUAUUACGUUCUGAUGGUGAUGUAACAAGAUUCCACUCUGAAUUAGAAUACCUCGACAGACAUAUUCCAAAUUUAGAAGAUGAUGAACUACUUUCAUAUCCAAUUAAAGUUGACAGAUGGUUAAUGGAAGGUUUGUAUCAAAGGGCAUGGGAAUUGCUCGAUGCAGGAUUGAAUAUACCAGAAUUUGAUGUAUUCAACAAGACUUUGAUGAGUGCUAUCAGAGAUGAAAUUGCUCAUAGUACAGAGAUGGCAUAUCAAGAAUUACCAUUAACCAGCAUAAAGACAUUGCUAUUUUUGGAGAAUGAGAAGGACGUACAGACAGUAGCUGAUGAUAGAGGUUGGACAGUUGCAAAUUCAAUUGUUUCAUUCAAUCAAGAUGAAGACGAUGACGAUGACGACGAUAUCGAUGAUGGUUUCGAGAAUGAUGCUUUAGAUUUUAAUCGAAACGCAAAGGAUAGCUUAAAGGUAAUAGAUAAUACUCUUGAUUACGCAAUCAAUUUGGAGACUAUUGUUUAG